This is a messenger RNA of Parnassius apollo (apollo), 372 nucleotides long. NCBI's taxonomy places the organism in Eukaryota, Metazoa, Arthropoda, Insecta, Lepidoptera, Papilionidae. The record is from the annotation of a GenBank genome assembly.
AUGAGUGAUCAUCAACCUGGUACCUCUAGAGGUACGAAACGAUCAAUUGAGAUACCUUUGCGAGCGCAAUCAAAGCAUGUUUUGUUGCACGAAUCGGAUAUUCUUGAAGCUUUAGGAAACUCUGAUGAGGAUGAUUUUGUGGGAAGUGAUGAAGACGAAGAUUUUUUAUUGGGUGAUGACGAUGGAGACAGCUCAACCCUGGAGUCGGAAGAAGGAGUUAUAUCACCGCUACCACCUAGUGAAAUUCGAUUUUCAUCUGCAGAAAGGGAGGAGUUGAAUGAAACCAUGGAAGAGUCAGCAAGCCACAUGAGUCUUCUGAACCUGCCACCGAAGGAUCAACCUCACACUAGAGUACUUCUUGCUUGUCUAUGA